Messenger RNA from Echinococcus granulosus, 2736 nucleotides. RefSeq names its product Tetratricopeptide repeat protein. The record is from RefSeq and is a predicted model, not a curated record. Gene Ontology annotation, molecular function: protein binding; nucleic acid binding. Bases 1 to 2736 code for a protein of 911 amino acids. Lineage: Eukaryota; Metazoa; Platyhelminthes; Cestoda; Cyclophyllidea; Taeniidae. The transcript has 21 exons.
AUGCAUAGGCCACCGCCUGCAGAAGGCAACAAUUUAGAAGAGCUUUUAGGCGAGGAACCGGUCCCACCGAUACCCGUUUCUAAGCCCUAUGUUCCUGUUUGGCCUGAUGAAAAGGCCGCUGCCUACUGCGCUCUUACUCCACCGUUGGAGACUUUUAUGGUUGUUCCUGAUGAAACAAGGCGGGAACAAUUCUUCCGCACUGCCCGCCAAGAUGACAUGUUAAUUGGUUCCGUCAGUGCGAUUCAGGAUUCUGGCUUGAUCAUCACACUGUUGGCUUAUGAUCAAGGACCUCGUCGUGAUUUUGAUGGACUUAGGCUAACCGGUUUUUGUCCAGUUCGUCAGCUUCCGAAAUACGCAACUCACGGAAAUGCUCUUGACGCUUUUCAGAUGGGCGAUAAAGUGAGGGCCUUCAUUCUAGAUGUACACCACUCUGGUCGUCUGAUUUUAAGUAUGAAUGAAAAAGCUCUCAAUACCAAUCUCUAUGGUGACAUUACCUUGGGAAUCAUUUCCGAUGACGAUUUACCACUGCAUUAUAGGAAGCUCCAAAAUCUUGAUGGGAAGUCCUUUGAAGCUUGUCUUCUGGGAACGCCACAGUUCCGAAAUCCCGAUGGUCUUCGUGUUCUCUGUUCCAGAUUUGGCAUUCCACGAGCUUCCGCCUGUAGCUUGUUGCUCUCAAUGGCCAAAAUUAGUCUUCCAAAGCCCGAAAUGGCCUGUGAACUGCGACGUGUACAGCUUUACAACAUGUCGAUGAGGCACGUGGCCCAAGGUGUUCGAUACUUCAAGGAUGGUCGGAAUACUGAGGCACUUCAGUGUUACAAUUUUGCCAUUGAAGUGGAGAAUAAUAACGCCGAUGCCUACGUUGCUCGCGGUGCUCUGUAUGCGUCCAUUGGUACGUAUGUCAAGGCCAUCGACGAUUUGGAGAAGAGCCUAAGCCUUCAGCCGAAUCACGCUAAUGCAAAGAACUACCUUGGUCAGACACUUCUGGCCUAUGCUUGCGAACUAAAUUCAAAAGAUCUCACAAAAGCUGAACAGCUACUUCGAAGGGCCCUCGAUUUGGAUCCAAACAACGUAGAGGCUCGUGAGGCUCUUCGAGAUCUACCAGGUGGAGGAAGUACUAAUACUAACCAUCUACUUUUCCCCACUAAUCAGCGUUCAUGGUCACGAUCGCCCUCGCUGCCGUCGGGAACCAAUAUCGCUAGCAAACGGGGCAACGUCCCGAUGGGCAUUCAGCAGCGUCACGGUGAUCGUUCACCUCCUGCCUCACCACCGGGCGGUUCCCAACGAGCUGAUCAGUUCUCUCGAUUCGAGAGGUCACGCGCAGCUCUCGAACAACUUGUCAAUGAGGAUCGAUCGAGACGAGAAGCCAUGCGGAGAGGCGGUGCCGGCGGUCGCCCCGGAUCUGGGGACGAUUUUCAGUCGCCACUUUCUCGUGGUCGCUACGGGGAUGAUCGCUAUCACGAAGACGUCAAGCGAGCAGACAAGUGCAGUGCCCAUAUGGAGAAGAGCAAUCUGGCCAAAAUUGUUAUCACUCGAGAUCGCUCGGGUCGCGUGAUUCGCUGCGAGGACGAAGGCCAAUGGCGAGAGGACAGUGAACGCGAGCGUGGUGGUGGUGAAAUGGGCAUGGGCCAGCCUCGUGGUCGUCCUCGCGGUGGCGGCGUUGGUGGUGGUGGCGGUGAACGGGACUACCGGAGGUACGAUGACAAUAGGGAAAGAGACUGGCGUGAUGAUCGUCGAAGGUACGACAGUGAGCGCGAUUUCCGAGACGAUCGUGACCCUAAGAGACGUGAAGACUGGAAGAGUGGGGAUGAUCAUGGUUCGUCACCAAGUCAAGAACGUCAGGACGAGCGCCACUUGCCUCAGGCCGAGUUCCAAUACGACAGAAGAGUGUACACUCCACCGAAAGACGCUAUGGAAGUUGAAAACGGGGUGCUAACGCAUUACGUUAACAAGAGUGACUUGCCUCUUACCUCAAAGACUCUUCAGGACCGAGUUCAACAGCGUUUGAAAGACAUUGAGCGUCGUCAUCGCGGCGAGCCUGGCGUUGGCGGCGACGGGGGUGAUGGUCAUUGGCGUGGACGUGGUGGAUUCCGUGGGGCAGGUGAUCGUGGUUUCUAUCCGCGCGGACGCAGUAGCGGUCCCCGGGGCGCUCCGCGUGGCUCCUGGCGUGGUUCAUGGCGUGGAGAUGAUGGUGGUGAAUGGAGGGGUGGCCGUCGCGGUAACUGGUACGGUAAUCGCGAUCGAUACGGCGGUGAUAGACGAGGUGGCGGUGGUGGUGUAGACGGAGGACCCGAGGACUUCCGCAAGCGCCCGCGUCGCUACGAUCGCUCGCGUUCCCGCUCCGCUUCGAGAUCGCGUUCUAGAUCACCAGUGUCACGGUCGCGUCGGUCGAGGGACAGUAGGUCGAUGUCGAGGUCUCGCUCUCAUUCGUACUCUCGCUCAAUUUCGCGUUCACCCUCCCCUUUCCCUAAGAAAGCCAUUUCACGAGCACGCAUAAAGACGCCGCCACUGGCGCCGCUGACGAACCGUCAGAGCGACUCAGAGGAGCAGAUGGCAGAUGUGGAGCAGUUUGUAGCUCAGUUGCAGGCCAAACGCCAGAUGGAGGCAGAGCAGGCUGCGGCAGCAGCUGCUGCCAACACUGCCUCGGACCAACCGCUAAUUGGCCCCCAAAUCCCUGGCAGCGCCUCUGCGGCGGAACGAGAGGAGACGAUAUCUCUCACGCCCGAGCCUGCCAAGUGA